AUGGAAAGAGAAAAUCUCCUUUUUUCUUCGGACGAAGCUCGUUGUAGUGACGAAGAAGCUACACCAAGUCUGGCCGACUUGCAGCAGCAUAAGACAUCUAAAUUUCAAAAGAAAUGCGGGGGACGAAACGUCGUCUUUCGGAGAAUUUUACCAUGGGUGUUACAUCUAGCCCUGCUAUCUACAUCACUGGGACUCCUUAUAAAGACUCUUCUCAUACAAAGGUCUUUACCUGCGAUUUGCGUAGAGGAUAGACUCCAAUGGACCAUCACCAUGGAUUCUGUUCCCGACACUCAUCACUUUGAGCGCUUGGUUGGUAGUUUUAAUCGAUCCUCAUCUCCUUACAAAGGGCCUCCAUCGCCAGCUGUUGAUGCCGCAUGGGCCGAGUUGACCGACUAUGGCGCAAUCAGUAUAUCAGAGGAGACUUUCGGCAAGCUAAAUGCUUCCAAAAAUGCCGUAAGAGUUCCAGCCGAAUAUGGAGGUGGCAGACUAGCUUUCGUGGAAGCCAUUCAUCAACUGCAUUGCUUGGAGUCACUUUGGCGACAUACAUAUCCAGAUUAUUAUAAAGAAGCCGCAAGAAAAAUCGAAAUAAAUGAUCAAGAGUGGCACGACCAUAUGGAUCACUGCGUGGAUUUGUUGCGUCAAAAAUUAAUGUGCGAUGCCGAUGUACAUCUGGUGACAUAUAACUGGCUGAAAGGCCACGAUGCUCCGCAUCCCAAUUUCAAUACGGCAAGGCAAUGUCGAAGUUUUGAAGCUGUCAAACAGUAUGUCAUGGACAAUGCCCUCGAUGGCUCUAACCUACCUAAAAUGUACUUUGAAAAGCCCAAGGACGGUUCUGUAAUGGAGUACGAGGAACCUCCAUACGAUCCUCUUGCCGAUGGAUGGCCAUCAAGCCACCACUGA
Messenger RNA from Botrytis deweyae, 900 nucleotides. RefSeq lists its product as uncharacterized. The transcript is spliced from 5 exons. NCBI's taxonomy places the organism in Eukaryota, Fungi, Ascomycota, Leotiomycetes, Helotiales, Sclerotiniaceae. The coding region runs from base 1 to 900 and encodes 299 amino acids. Gene Ontology annotation, biological process: mycotoxin biosynthetic process. The record is from RefSeq and is a predicted model, not a curated record.